This is a messenger RNA of Caenorhabditis briggsae, 603 nucleotides long. The transcript is spliced from 4 exons. Lineage: Eukaryota; Metazoa; Nematoda; Chromadorea; Rhabditida; Rhabditidae. The record is from RefSeq and is a predicted model, not a curated record. The coding region runs from base 1 to 603 and encodes 200 amino acids.
AUGGUUCUUCUAUUUGAUGAUGUACCGAUCAAAGAAUAUUUCACUAAACUUUUCAAUUUUUAUGUUGAUUUUCAAGCGAUCAAUCCAAGAUACAGAUGUCUUUUUGGAAAGUGUCAUGUGUUGAAUGCAGCAAAAAUACUUUUGCUUCUCGAAAUAUUCAUAGUCACUCCAAUUUAUGUCCUCUUCCUUUUCCCUUGGUGGCUGAUGUGGAUUGGAUUCCAUUAUGCUUUGAUUCUAGUCACAAUCUACUCGAUUCGUAAAAAGAAACAUCGUUUCAUAUGGCCAAUGGUUUUGUUCACUUUGAUUCAAUUCUUCUUCUGGGGAAUUCUAACACUGUUACAAUUGGUCAUCGCUUUCUUCGACACACAAUCAUUCUUAAACUUUUAUUCUCAAGGUCAUCAUGAAGAGUUUUUCGAGAAGGCGUUGGUUGUGGUCAUCGUGAAAUUGGUCGUUUUCUUGAUUGGAGCUUUUCUAUUCUGGAGACUUUCUGUGUUCUACGCAGUUAAGAAUUACUUCUCUGAUCGGUUAGAAGGACAGAUUUCUGCAACAGAGGAGAGCAAAGGAAUGCAAGGUGUCGCUCAGAAACUGUUACUACCUGUUUAA